Molecule: messenger RNA, 204 nt
Organism: Xyrichtys novacula (pearly razorfish)
Lineage: Eukaryota; Metazoa; Chordata; Actinopteri; Labriformes; Labridae
Source: the annotation of a GenBank genome assembly
AUGCAGCUGCAUCUACAGGAACUUUGUACAAUCACUAAAUCGUGUUCGCUGAUAACUUUUCGGACCACAUCUCAGGUGGAUGUUCAAUCAAGCUCAAUGUCGGACGUAUAUCUUCUCGCCUCGUUUUUCUGUGACGACAAUGGCGACAGGGCCGAAAAUGAACGACGGUGUUUCACUGGAAGCAUUAGACGGACCUGGAAUUAA